Messenger RNA from Oenanthe melanoleuca, 4792 nucleotides. RefSeq names its product hexosaminidase D (gene HEXD). Lineage: Eukaryota; Metazoa; Chordata; Aves; Passeriformes; Muscicapidae. The transcript is spliced from 12 exons. Gene Ontology annotation, biological process: carbohydrate metabolic process. The record is from RefSeq and is a predicted model, not a curated record. Gene Ontology annotation, molecular function: hexosaminidase activity. Bases 16 to 1419 code for a protein of 467 amino acids.
AAUCGAGGCCAGAGCAUGCGGCGGCGCCUGGUGCACCUGGACCUGAAGGGCGCCGCGCCGCGCGCGCAGUACCUGGAGCAGGUGCUGCCGCUGCUCCGCGCCCUGGGUGCCACCGGGCUGCUGCUGGAAUAUGAGGACACCUUCCCGUACACGGGGCCGCUGGAGCUGCUGCGGGCCCCCCACGCCUACAGCCCCGCGGAGCUCCGGGCGCUGCUGAGCCGGGCGCGGGCACACGGGCUGGACGUGGUGCCGCUGGUGCAGAGCUUCGGGCACAUGGAGUUUGUGCUGAAGCACAGGGAGUUUGCCCACCUGCGGGAGGUGAAGGAGCUGCCCAACGCCCUGAACCCGCUCAAGGAGGAGUCUCUGGCACUGGUCAAAGCCAUGAUUGACCAGGUCAUGGCCCUGCACGAGGACUUACAGUGGUUUCACAUUGGAUGUGAUGAGGUCUACUACCUUGGUGAAGGAGAGGAGUCAAAGCAAUGGCUGCAGCAGCAAGACAACACUCCAGAGAAGCUGUGCUUAUCCCACAUAAAAGCAGUUGCCACUUGUUUGGCCUCGUCCUACCCCAUGGUGACACCCAUUAUGUGGGAUGACAUGCUCAGGGGCAUGAGUGAGGAAACACUGGCAGAGUCCGGGGUCCCACAGCUGGUGCAGCUGAUGAUCUGGGACUAUGCACCAGACAUCGACGUGGAGGGCAAAGUGCAGCUCCUGGAGAAGUACCACAGGUGUGGCUUCUCCAAGGUGUGGUUUGCAAGUGCCUUCAAGGGAGCCACGGGAGUGAACCAGUCCCUGACACUGAUUGGGCACCACCUCAGGAACCAGCUGGAGUGGCUGCAGGUGGCCAGCAGGAGCCCUGGGGAUGCCCUCCAAGGUAUCGCUCUGACGGGCUGGCAGAGGUAUGAUCACUUCUCUGUUUUGUGUGAGCUUCUCCCUGUGGCAAUUCCAUCACUGGCCGUGUGUCUGCAGACACUAAAGAAUGGGGGCUAUUCUGAAAAGGUUAAAGAAAAUGUGGAAAAUCUCCUGGGAAUGUCUAACCUGGAAGUUGAUACUUUCAUGAGCACAAGUCUGGGGACCUUUCCUGGGAGCAAUAUCCUCACACUUGUGACAGAAGUUAGUUUCUACCUCAAGUCAUCAGUGGAUGAACUUCUUGAAAGGAACAGGUAUGUCACAGGCUGGUUCAGCCCCUACCACAGGAAAAGGAAGAUUAUUCAUCCUAUCAUAAUCCACCACUUCCAGCCAGAUGCAGUCAGUCUCCUCUGCAAGUGGAAUGCUGUGCUGCACGACCUCCAAGCAGCCAUGGAGCAAGUUUUCCACAGGUGUGCUAUAGAGGAAUGGAUGGAGGAGAAUGUCCACCCCAGCCUACAGAAGCUGCAGCAAGUGGUGGAUGAUUUAGAUGAAGCAAUAAAAGCACAAAAUUAGGGGCAUUUCAAUAGUCUGACUCAUUUCCUGGUUAAACAUGGCUAGUGAAAAAGCAGCAACUAGUCCUUGAGCUGGAGUUUGUCAUCUUGAGAACUGAAGCAUGAACUGUGGUUAAACAAAAGUGACCUGAAGGCAUGAAGGAAUUUAUUAGCAUAAAACACUUUAACUCAAUUUUCCUGUCUUAACACAUGCUGAGCCUUAAUUCACUUGCCUGUAAGUCAGGUUUGCUCCCCUUGCAUAACAGAAUGCAGGAGUGAGUCACAGCUCACUCUCCUCCAAGGCAGGAGAAAAACCCCAGUUUCUUCCAAAUUCGGAAUUUGUAGCAACAGACUCUUAUGUAACAAUAACCUGGGAAAGUUCUACCCUAAUAUUUAGGAUACUCUUAAAUUGGAUCAUUGUGUUCUGUACCAUAACUCCUUGCCCUGUCAGCUGUACUCUGAGUUGUGUCCUCCAAUUCCAUCACAGGCAAGAGGGAGCUCCUGAGGCUGUGACACCUGGGCUUGGAGGGAAACAUGCUGGUUUAUUCUGCUUUAAUGUCAAACUUGUCAUAAUAUAUAGAAAUCUAUUUUGGGGACUUUAGUGGAGAAUUGAGAUAAACACCAAAAUGGAAAUAAUUCAGAAGUAUGGUAGUUAAGUAUGUCACUCCACAAUGAAUAUUUGAAAUAUUUAUUUCUGUGCUUCACUUAUUCCUUUCUUUAAAUUUUUUGGAAGCACCAGUAUUGAAAUAAAUCUUGACAUACAGAAAGUAAACUUAAGUAUAAGACAAGCUUUAACUGACUCAAUGAGAGCCUGAGUAACUAGGGUCCACAUGCAAAUCUAUCUAAAAAGAACCAAUUGCUGUGUAUACCUGUCACAUAGCUUGAACUAAACAAGAUCUUAAUUUAUUUUACUUGAAUAAAACCUUUGAUACUCAAAGUGUUUAUAGAGGGGUGCUGCUUUUUUUUGUGUGUAGCAUGUUGGUUUGGUUUAAAGGAGGGAAAAUGAAAAUAUUCACCAAUAGAAAGUUUGGUCUAUCAGCUUAUAUGGAAUUAAAAGCUGGACUGCUGCAAGAGUGGCAGCAGGGUCACUUCUCAGAGGUAUUUGGGCUUCUAUUCUGUCCUCCCCUUCAUUAACUCCUUCAGUAGAUCUGUUCCCAGUAAUAAUUUAGGCAGCCAUUAAUAUUUUAAUACUUUUAAUUAAAAACAAUACAAAAUACUACAGCGAUGCAAAACAAGUUAUCAAAGUUGAUUUUGUCAAUGAACGUUUUAAAAAAAAAAAAAAAAGACAAUACAACAAGGCCUUGCUGAAAUUCUACUCGCAAUUUUAAAGUAAAAAAAAAAAAAAGAAAAGGCAAUUUCUAAACAUUUUCCAGAAGUAUUUUUGCCUCCCAGCCAUCUAUGACAUUCUAUUUGUUAUGUGAGCCAGCUGAGGUUUUGGUAUCUGUGUAACUUCAUAAAUACAGCCUGAGAAUCAAAUCCCAACUAUAAAUAUUUGGAUUUUCUUUGAGACUUGCACAACGGAUGCCAGGUAUGGAAUGUUUCAUUGUGAAGUACUGGAAUAUGAAGUUCCACCUUACACAAAGCAGUGCUCUCCCUCUGCACAGAUGCACUCUGGCUUUUGCUCACUGCAGCAGCCACAGCUCCCCUCCCAUCCCACCACAGCCAUGCAAGGAACUGCACUGUGCUGCUCAAGCAUGAGCUGAAGCAUCUGCUGAGUGGUACCACAGUCAGAGUAAAGGACAUGACAGAAGAGCUUGGUUUUAGGGGUUAGAGUGUUAGAUCUAACCUAAUGUCUGCUGUGCAGGUUUUUAAAUAAUUUAUAAGUCAUGCAAACUACAGCUGUCCAGGCACAAGUCUCUAGGUGGCCUGAGAUGCAAAGGUUAAUGACUACAUCUGUAAUAGUCUUCUAAGAGUACCUAAUUUCCUAAGCAAAACUAGUCUUUCACAUCAUUUCUUUGAGUCCAAGUCACUUUAUACCAGGCACAUGUAGGGCUCUGUUUACUGGGCCUUUGACUUUGCUGGGGCCAAGAGAAGUGAGGAAAACAAUCCAGGAAAGCCUUCAACAGAAUGGUGAGAAGUGGCAGAAAAGGAGGAUGAGAGAAGACUCAUCCAAAGAGGGAAGAGUGGACCCUGUCCUGAGCUGCACCUGCUUUGCACAGUUCUUCAGCUGAAGAGUGCAGACACUGCCAUUACCAAAUCCACGUGAACAGCAAUUGCAAGUUAAUUGUACAUGCACACAGUUGCUGCAUUGCAUCUGGCCAGGGCUUGCAGUUGAGGGCAAGAAGCUCCACAUGUGGAUCGAGAGAAACACAAGAGAAAACCCCACCAGCAUGUGCUAACAUGGGUGCAGUGUCCCAUGGCCAAGCUGAGAGGCUCAGAUAGAUCAGUGCCAGAGGAAGCUCCUGGGUGGAUCAGCCAGCAGUGCCUGACAUCCCCACAGCCUGGCAGAAUGUCCUCAGGGCUCCAUCCUGUUAGCUCAGGACAGAACACAGGUUCCCACUGGAACUGUCCUUGUUGGUACAGUGACAGCUGCCAAAUGCAAAAUGGAAAUGGCACGAGAGGAUGGCACCAGCUGCUCCAAGGGAAAGGCUGAGGAGUCAAAAUACUCCUCCUAGACACAGUGCAUGACAGCAGCCAUCCCUCUCCUACCUAACACAGCAGGAUAAGGAAUGAGAAGGAUACUGGAAUAAAGAGGUGAUGCUGCACAGGAUGCAUUUCAAGUUACAUUGGAUCUUACUAUAAGUCAUUCCCCUUUCUAGAGAGUCUGAAUUUUCCUUACAUUGUUUUAGCUUUUGUGUAAGAUACUGCAUAGUCUAAGUCCAGACAUGACUUACACCAUGAAGGCACAGCAAGCUGCAUGCAGUGCAGCUCAGCAGAAGCAGGACAUGGGAUGCAGUGCAGGGUCAGACCAACAGACAUACCUCUCAAAAGCUGAUUUUUAACUGGAGAACUACAGCAUGGUUUACAGAAUGUCAGCUCUCAUGGGAGUACAAAUGAAUGCCAGUAGAGCUAAGACUGAAGGCAGGUAAUUUGUCUGUUUUAUCCAUGGUCCACUCCACAGGCUCAGAGUAAGUGCAGUGCACACCAUGAAUGAAUGCCCUCUGAAUAUCCUUGAUUCAAAGCAGCAGCUACCACAGGCUGAGCCCUUGUGCUUACACUGUACCAUUACAUACUCUAGGACAGCACUUCCUACUGGAAGUCCUUGGAACACUCACCAUUCUCAUUUUACACUGUGGGGAAGAAAAGAGUUCUCCAAAUCCCCAAUCUCAUUCUCCUCUCUCUAAAAUGAGCAUCACCUGGGGGAUACAUUACAAUGGAUUUAAAUAAGGAACUCUACAAAGUGUUGCACACUGCAAUAUUUUUAAACAGGUUUGAUGAUUAUGCUUUGCUUACAG